Pelobates cultripes (western spadefoot toad) is the source of this 610-nucleotide messenger RNA. The record is from the annotation of a GenBank genome assembly. NCBI's taxonomy places the organism in Eukaryota, Metazoa, Chordata, Amphibia, Anura, Pelobatidae.
GUCAAGUCAAGUCAGCGACAGCUGUAGUUUACUUGAUUGGAACUGCUGAUUCUUUGGACUAAUAACUACUCUAAGCAAUGGCUGAACACCUGACACCAGAGCAGAUUGAGGAGUUUAAAGAAGCUUUCUCAUUAUAUGACAAAGAUGGUGAUGGUGCAAUUACAACAAAGGAGCUCGACACCGUAAUAAGGUCUCUUGGACAAAACCCUUCAGAAGCAGAACUACAAGAUAUGUUCAGAGAAAUAGAACAUGAUGGUAGUGGGACAAUCGAUUUUCCUGAAUUCCUCACUCUGAUGGCCCGUAAAAUGAGAGAGGCAUUCCGUGUGUUUGACAAGGAUGGAAAUGGCUAUAUAAGUGGAGCAGAACUCCAUCAUGUGAUGACAUCCCUUGCAGAGAAAUUAACAGAUGAAGAGGCUGAUGAGAUGGUCAGAGAAUCUGACAUUGAUGGAGACGGUCAAGUAAAUUAUGAAGAAUUUGUACAGAAGAUGAUCUCAAAGUGAAGUCAUUCAUGUGUUUUCUAGAAAGAUGUUAAUUUGCCUAUCUUUGAUGUUAAGACAUGCCUGUAAAAAAUUGUAUUCUAAUUAUAUUUGCUUUUUGCUUAAUUUUUUUU